Pediculus humanus corporis (human body louse) is the source of this 966-nucleotide messenger RNA. Its product is annotated as WD-repeat protein, putative. NCBI's taxonomy places the organism in Eukaryota, Metazoa, Arthropoda, Insecta, Psocodea, Pediculidae. Bases 1 to 966 code for a protein of 321 amino acids. The record is from RefSeq and is a predicted model, not a curated record. The transcript is spliced from 5 exons. Gene Ontology annotation, cellular component: Cdc73/Paf1 complex. Gene Ontology annotation, molecular function: protein binding.
AUGGAAAUACAUUCUGUCUUAUGCAGAAAAGAAAAUGCUCAUGAAGACUCUAUAUGGGGUUGCGUUUGGGGUAGAAUUAGAAAAAAAAAAGACAAUUCGGGCAACGAUAAAGAGGAUUCUCAAGAUGGUUUGCCUGAAGAAGUUGACUAUGUUGUUACCGGUGGAGUAGACGAUUGUGUUAAAGUUUGGGUAUAUGAUGAUAAAAAAUUAAAAUUAAAUCACAAAUUGGAGGGGCAUUCUUUAGGAGUUGUAUCAGUGGCCCUAAAUUCAGAUGGAAGUAAAUGUGCAUCUAGUUCUAUGGAUUCAACUCUUUUUAUGUGGGAUGUAGUGACUGGAGAGAAAUUAGGUAGUAUAGAUGUCGGACCAGUAGAUAUAUGGACUGUAGCAUUUUCGCCCGAUGAUAAAUAUAUUAUAUCUGGUAGCCAUUUUGGAAAAAUUAACAUAUAUGGUGUAGAAUCGAAAAAGCAAGAACAAAAUUUGGAUACUAGAGGAAAAUUUACUCUAAGCAUUGCUUAUAGUCCCGAUGGGAAAUAUAUAGCCAGUGGAGCGAUUGAUGGUAUUAUAAAUAUAUUCGAUGUUGCAUCAGCAAAAUUAGUACACACUCUAGAAGGACAUGCUUUACCAAUUAGAUCUUUAUGUUUUUCACCUGAUUCACAGUUACUUUUAACUGCAUCUGAUGAUGGACACAUGAAAUUAUAUGAUGUACAACAUGCGAAUGUAGUGGACACAUUAUCUGGACAUGCUUCAUGGGUACUGAGUGUAGCAUUUUCACCUCACAACACUCAUUUUGUUUCAAGUAGUUCUGAUCAUUCGGUUAAAAUAUGGGAAUUAUCGACUAGAUCAUGCAUACACACCUUUUCAGAACAUCAAGAUCAAGUAUGGGGUGUGAAAUACAAUCCAGAUGGUGAUAAAGUUGUGUCAGUAAGUGAUGAUAAAUCAAUUAUUAUCUAUGAUUGUCCUUCGUAA